AUGGAUUCCCAGAGGUCUGUCCCCAAUGACAUGGGGGAGGCACUGGAGAAUCCUCCCCACUACAUCGCCGAAUUCUAUAAAUUCUGCGAUGAUAUCAAAAAUUGUGCCUCGAUGGCCCCAAAGUCAGGGGUGCCGACCGAAUAUUUGCUCAGCAUCGUGUCAUAUGCCAAAAGGGUCGUUGAUUGUCUGAUCGAUAAGAAUGCGGCCGCUUCUUAUGGUACUCGUGAAAACUCGACUAUCCUCAGCAAGGUCAAAAUAUUUGGCUACAAUUUUGUUGAUGAUUCCCCUGACUUUGACUUUGACUACGACGAUUCAAUGAGCACUGACGAAAGUGCCAAUGGUGACAGUGAUUAUGAGGUUGACCAGGAAGAGCUCAAUAGCUUGAAGAUUAAAGUCAAUGAGAAGAUGAACCUCGAGUGGAAUGAUAUUUUGAGCAAUGAUGAUGAGUCUCCUGGUGCUCAGAACCCUCUUCCCAACACCGUUUCUCAACCCUCUCACCAUGCCGCUCUCAAUACCUCUCAGAGUGCUGAAGUCACCAAUAUGGAAAAGCCAAAGAAUCCCGUGGAGCAGGUUGGCAUAAAAAGUGAACCCGACACUGCCACCAACGAGCAAAGUUCCGUUCCUGAAGCCCGAGAGUCUUCCAUUUCAAUUCCUGCGACAACAUUCACUAUUCGGUGGAGAAAUUCCGCUUCGCCGUUCAAAUUGUGGCAUAAAGUCUACAUAGGAAGCAUUCCCAUGGGCUCUCGAACUCGUUUUCUCUCUCGAGUCAUGACCUGUAUCAGAACUGCGAUUCUCGCGAUCCAUAACCCGAUGUUGGAUUCUCUUGCCAUUACUGCCCUCGAUGUGAAUGCCGGCACAGGGGAUGUCAGAGUCCACACCCGUUCCCAGCUAGAUCGAAAUCUGCUUCUUCAAACUUCCAGUUCUUGGCUUCCGUAUGUCGAUCGAGGCCAUCUUGCUCAAGUUUGGUCCUCUCAAAGCUCCGAGGAAGUCCAGCAUAUCGAUGAAGCUCAACCUCAGAACACGGAUCAGUCCCACGGCGCACCACGUGUCCUAGCUCCGGCAAUUGAAUUCGAUCUCUAA
Messenger RNA from Penicillium malachiteum, 1080 nucleotides. RefSeq lists its product as uncharacterized. The record is from RefSeq and is a predicted model, not a curated record. The transcript has a single exon. Lineage: Eukaryota; Fungi; Ascomycota; Eurotiomycetes; Eurotiales; Aspergillaceae. Bases 1 to 1080 code for a protein of 359 amino acids.